Molecule: messenger RNA, 3395 nt
Organism: Caretta caretta (loggerhead turtle)
Lineage: Eukaryota; Metazoa; Chordata; Testudines; Cheloniidae
Gene: TRIQK
Product: triple QxxK/R motif containing
Cellular component (GO): endoplasmic reticulum membrane
Source: RefSeq, a predicted model, not a curated record
GGCCUGUCCCUGUACACUCGCACCCCGCCUUCACCGUAACUCCCUCCGGCCGGGGCAGGCAGGGCGGCUCAGCGCUGGAGGCAGCAGGUGUGGGCAGUGCCCUGUGCGGAGCCGUCCCUUCUGGUCCCGGCUCCUCCCCGCCGGGCUCUGGAGCUGGCGACGGGGGCCUUUGAGGGCUGCAGCAGUGGCUGAUGCUUACAACGAAUUAGCUGCCUCUCUGCCAACGAGCCCCUUUGAGGAGUCACUUCACUUCCCCAAAGCGUGCUAGGCCCUACGGGGCAGGAGGGGUUUGUUCCCAAAAGACGCUCCUUGGCAGACGCUGGGGUUGGCAUGAUUGCGUUUGAUCUCGAAUCAGCCCAAUUUACCCUCCUAGGAGGACGUGGUUUGUGCCUACGUGGAGCUCUCAGAGAUAUAACACCGCCCCAGUGGUUUUGGACUCAAAAAGGAUGGGUAGAAAGGAUGCCUCUGCCACAAGAACUCCUGUUGAGCAAUACAGGAAACAAAUAGGAAAACAAGAUUACAAGAAAAGCAGGCCAGUGUUAAGAGCAACAAGAUUAAAAGCAGAGGCCAAGAAAACUGCACUGGGCAUAAAGGAAGUUGCCCUUGUCCUUGCAGCUAUACUGGUAUUUCUGUUGGCUUUCUACGCUUUCUUUUAUCUUAAUCUAUCAAGUGAAGUUGACGUUGAUCUGGAUCCAAAUGAAAACUAGCAGAUGCAAUGUAUCUAUCCUAUCAUCAGAUUCUCUUCAGGAAAAGCAACUACCUUGAACAACACAACUUGGGAACACGCAGUUCUGAUGCAUAAUAAUACUAUGCAAUAUCUCAUCGCUCUUAACAUUCAUAUCUGCAGAACAGGCAAAGAAGACUCAUGCAAAGCUAUUCUACACUUAAGUUGAAACAGAAGCUGUACUAUUAUGAAUUAAAUGAAUUGUUUACAUUAUUUGUUUCUCAGGCUGAGAACUCUGAUGCCAAAAGACAGUUUUUUGCAUAUUGUUGUUGGUAUUGCAAACAAUAGCUGCUGAUUUCUGGGUAGGCUGUCCUGACUUAAAUCCAUGAAUCCAAACUUUCCAAUAGCGAAAUGUAGGUUUUCUUUUUUAAAAAAAUGCAAAAGAAAACACAAGUCCCCAAAUACAAGUUGCUUUAGUGAUUUGUAUUUCCAGGGCAUCUGCACCACCCUGAGUCUUGCACUCUCUCGCUAUUCACACACGGAGGAAGUCAUAGGUAAUUUCUCUUUCUAGAAACAUUCUCCCACUUCCUGUAGGGCCUAUUUUAUAUCCUAGAUUCUACGUGCACAUGUAUCUACAGUAAUCUUUCUUCAUUCCUUGCCAACUGCUCAGUGCACAUGUGCUCUGUCAGAAAUGGCACCUGGAUGACAGAAGCUCAAACAUUAACAUAUGUCUCUGAAACAGAGUUCCUUGCCUUUUGGGCUGUCUGCACUGGUAUAUGUAGAAAGUUCAGUUGAUGUUGAUUUUAAUUAGUAUGCUGCUCUAUUAUUAAUAUGAAGCUGAAAUUCUGUUUUAAUUAUACUGUUCCCGCUAAUUGCAAUAGCAGCUUGCUUCUCUCAUUAGGAGGCUGUGUUAAAAAUUUGUUUUCCAGUUAUACUAUCUUUUUCCCAUCAAACUAAUGUAAGGGGUUAUACCAGCUAACAAAUCUUUUUCAUGCUUACUCCCCAAAACUGGAAGAGUCUUGACUCACUGACAUCUUGUAGAAACUCUGUUGGCAAAUUAACCCUAAUUUCUCGUAUGUAACAGUCUCACAACUAAGGGAUAAACCACUGAGUUCCCUUUGUUUAGUGACUGUUUUGGAAGUGUUCAAGUUAGACUUAGAUUUGACCUGAGGAUAUUGGAGGCAAAGAGAAACCAAAACUAUACUAAUAGUGUAGUAUAUAAGACUAUAUUUAUUUUAAAUUGACCCACAGUCCCAUUAUCACCACUUAAAACCUGGUUCAGGAAUUUAGAUCAAUAUGGUUGAUGUUUAGACCAUACAGUAUUGAUGCCUAUAUACACUAUGAGUCUCUAAGGAUACACUUUUUAUGUUCCUUAUCUGGUUUGUGUAAUAUAGGACACCUCAUCUAGAAAUGCGGAAUACACCAGCAUCUCCAACAUAUGUAUGAAAAGGAAAUAUUAUACUUAUUUUUCAUUCUCUAAAUUGUGACUUUUUCAGUCACCAAAUCCCCAAAAUCAUACAUUCAUAGUACUUGUAGUCCAGUAAUAUUAUAUAUGCUACCAAAUGUGUAGCAACAUAUAGCACUUGGAGUGAAGCAUUUUAUGACAUGUGGCAUUCCUUUCAGUGUAGUGAAAGGCAAUCACAAGCUAGCAUUUUGGAUGUGACAUGCCUUUCACUUCACUGAGUGCCAUACUACAUGUCUCAAAAUGCUGCAGUCCUCUUUCAUUUUGCAUGAGCAUUUUCCACUAACUCACGGGAUGCUGUAAGGAUUAUGUAGCUAAUGUUUGUACAGCGCUUUGUAUGAGACAUGCAGUAGAAGUGCUAAGUAUUUUAUAUUGUUAUAUAUAUAUAUUGUGUUCUGAAACAGAAAUAUUCUUCUUUUCAUUUAACUUAAAAUAGUAACUUGAAGUUAUUAGAACAAGAACAUUUCCCAUAUUGUGAGAGUCACAAGUAAAAACCAAACUGCACCUGUGGACAAAUGAAAUCUAUUUAUUGGUUUAUGGACCAGAAGUCCCCUAGACUAGAAAAUAUCACAAAUCUCCAUUAUGUUCUCAAGUGCUGCAUUUUGCAUUCGGCUAUUUUUCAUUCAGGUGACAGACAUAGUAGCUAAGUCACAUGUAACUAGAGAGUUGCCUAUUGCUUAGAACAUGAGAGGAGAUUCAUGCCCAGUGCACAUGGGUAUAUUUGGAGAAUAUUGCAGCAAAUACAUGGAAAAUAUUGCACUUGUGCUUUCUGUAACUGAAAGCACAAGUGCAAUAUUUUCCAUGUAUUUUUCAGUCCACUAGUUACAGACAGAGGUUUGUUAAUAGCAGGUGUCCCAGCUUUAGUCAAACUAUCCACCUGUUUUAUUUUUUAAUUUAUAAAUACAAAUGCAUUAAACAUAAGGCCUGAGUUGGGUCUUGCUUACACCUAUUUUCACUGUCUCCUUUGACUUCAGUGAAAUUACUCCUGUUUACUCCUAAUUACUCACACUAAUAUGAGAUCAAAAUCUGGCCUGUGAUUAUGUCUCCCAGUACACCUUUUGGAGCACUGAUAUCUUUAAGUGAAGUUGCUUUUAGCUCCUCAAAUGCAUGCUAGGUGUGCACGCUCUCUCUCUCUCUCUCUCUCUCUAAUGUUGAUACCUAUGUAUGUAUCUGAGAUCAGAAUCAAUCCCAUAAUUUUUUAGGUCAUUUGUCUUUGUAACUGUAGCUCAUGGACUAUUUUAAUAAUAAAAUGAAUUUUUAAACUUUGAA